CUCCUGGUUUGUGGCACUGAGUGGAAACACCUGCAUGACAAAGCAGGUGAGAGAUCAGUCUGUUGUCUUCAGAUGCCGUGAGGAGCUUCAGCUUCAAAUGUGACUGUAAUGUCAGCACCGUCCGUCCGUUCAUCCGUCCUGGAAGCUGACCUUGUCAAGGACGUUUGAUUUGUGAAAGACAAUGCCUCGUGUCCUCUUCACCGCUGGAUUGCUGAUGGGAUUUUUGUCCAUGCGAUGUUUUUUGGGAUUGGACUCGUCUAAGAGAUAUACGCCGUAUGUCCGGCCGACGUCCGGUCAAGGAGAUCAACGUGGAAACAAAGGUGUAAAGUUGACUUCUCAAGCUAAUCCUUCACAAAGCACCCGGAUUCUGUGUUGGAUCAUGACGAGCCCCAAGAACCUGGAAUCCCGAACCAAGCACAUUAAGGAAACCUGGGCGGAGCGUUGCGACACGGUGCUGUACAUGAGUUCCGUUAAGACGGACUUCCCGACUGUCGAGCUGAACGUCAGCGAGGGCAGGGAAAACCUGUUCCGGAAGACCAUCCAGGCCUUUCACCACAUCCACCAGCACCACCUAAACGAUGCGGACUGGUUCCUAAAAGCCGACGACGACACGUACGUGAUUGUGGAAAACCUUCGCCGUAUGGUGUCGCAGCUCGACAGCGAGGAACCUUUGUACCUGGGAAGGAGGUUCAGGCCUUUCGUGGGUCAAGGCUACAUGAGCGGCGGAGCGGGUUACGUCCUCAGUAAGGAAGCGCUGAGAAGGUUCAUCCGAGGCUUCGCCACCGGAGCUUGCACACCCUACUCUUCCACGGAGGACUUAUCUCUGGGGAAAUGCAUGGAGGCCAUGAAGGUGGAACCGGUAGACACCAGAGAUGGGAACGGGCGGCAUACGUUCCACCCUUUCCCUCCAGAACGUUACUUGGUGGUACAGACCCAGAAAAAACCCUGGCAUCUGCUUUACGAGUACUACCCUCCCAUUCAAGGUCCAGGUUGCUGUUCGGAUUUCGCUGUGUCCUUCCACUACAUCUACGAUGUUCAACUUUACCUUUUGGAGUAUCUGACAUACCACCUGCGACCAUACGGAUAUAAAUACAGGUUGAAUUUGAGCCGUUAGAAUGGGAAUCUAAGGCUGGGAAUAAAAUGGUUUAAUCCAAAGUUACUAAGUACAAGUAAAUGCAGGUUGUUGACACAAAAGGAGUAUGGAAUUGCUAAUUUGCUAAUGGGGAAUUCUGGGCUUUCCUGAAACCAGUUGAGUCGGUACUUUUGUUGCCAUUUAUUUUAAAUUAGUAUUAAUUUAUUAUAAUUAAUUAUUAUUAUUAAUUAUCAAAUUAUAUUAGGAUUAAAAUAAAAAACAUGUAUUUUUAAUUAUUAUAAAUUUAAAUUAUUAAAUUAUAUUAGGAUUAAAAUAAAAAAAACACAUUUAUUUUAAAUUAUUAUUCAUUUAUUAUAAUAUUAUUCUUAAUUAUUAAAUUAUAUUAGGAUUAAAUUUAAAAAACACAUUUAUUUUAAAUUAUUAUUAAUUUAUUAUAAUAAUUAUUACUUUUAAUCAUUAAAUUAUAUUAGGAUUCAAAUUAAAAUAAAAAACACAUUUAUUUUAAAUUAUUAAUUUAUUCGAAUUAAUUAUUAUUUUAAAUUAUUAAAUUAUAU
This is a messenger RNA of Doryrhamphus excisus (bluestripe pipefish), 1647 nucleotides long. The record is from RefSeq and is a predicted model, not a curated record. Lineage: Eukaryota; Metazoa; Chordata; Actinopteri; Syngnathiformes; Syngnathidae.